UCUCUUAUAAGCAAAGAAAGUUUUACAAGUUUCUCUCAGUUUUUCAUCAGUCCCAAACUUGGAUCUGAAGAAAACAGUGAGUGGUCUAAAUCGGUUCAAGGAGUAAGUCCCUCUGGGCUGUCUCCCUUAACUUCUAAGCAACUUUCCAGCUAGAUACCCAUCGAGAUGGGUGACUGGAGCGCUUUAGGAAGACUCCUUGACAAGGUCCAGGCCUACUCCACAGCCGGGGGGAAGGUCUGGCUGUCGGUGCUCUUCAUCUUCCGCAUCCUGGUGCUGGGCACCGCGGUGGAGAGUGCCUGGGGGGACGAGCAGUCGGCCUUCAAGUGCAACACCCAGCAGCCCGGCUGUGAGAACGUCUGUUACGACAAGUCCUUCCCCAUCUCGCAUGUCCGCUUCUGGGUGCUGCAGAUCAUCUUCGUCUCCACUCCGACGCUCCUGUACUUGGCUCAUGUCUUCUAUCUCAUGCGCAAGGAGGAGAAGCUCAACAGGAAGGAGGAAGAGCUGAAGGCGGUGCAGAACGACGGCGGCGAUGUGGACAUACCGCUGAAGAAGAUCGAAAUGAAAAAAUUUAAGCAUGGACUGGAAGAACAUGGGAAGGUGAAAAUGAAGGGCGCUCUCUUGCGAACCUACGUCGUAAGCAUUUUGUUUAAGUCCCUUUUCGAGGUGGGCUUCUUGAUCAUACAGUGGUACAUGUAUGGCUUCAGCCUCAGUGCCGUCUACACCUGCCAGAGGAUCCCCUGCCCACACAGGGUUGACUGCUUCCUCUCCCGGCCCACCGAGAAGACAGUCUUCAUCAUCUUCAUGCUGGUGGUGUCCCUGGUUUCCCUGCUCCUCAAUGUGAUCGAGCUCUUCUAUGUCUUUUUCAAACGAAUCAAGGAUCGCGUGAAGGGCAAACAAACCCAGUUCCACACCGGCGGCACUCUGAGUCCCAGCCCCAAGGAAAUGACCAACUCCAAGUACGCCUACUACAAUGGCUGCUCUUCCCCUACAGCCCCUUUGUCCCCCAUGUCGCCCCCGGGCUACAAAUUGGCUACCGGAGAAAGGACCAAUUCCUGCCGCAAUUACAACAAGCAAGCCAACGAGCAGAAUUGGGCCAACUACAGCACCGAGCAGAACCGUCUGGGCCAGAACGGCAGCACCAUCUCCAACUCCCACGCACAGGCCUUUGACUUCCCCGAUGAUACCCAUGAUCCCAAGAAAAUGACCGUGGGCCAUGAAUUGCAGCCCCUGGCUUUGAUAGACCCACGGCCAUGUAGCCGGGCCAGCAGCCGGAUUAGCAGUCGGGCAAGGCCCGAUGACCUUGACGUCUAGCUCCAAGGCUCCUUCCGCCUCCCUACCCCUGCUUGUCCAAGACGGCACAGAACACAAAGCACUAGGAGUUGGUCUCACGUGCUUAUGGGCAGUAUUUUCCCCGUUUGCUGUCUUCGGCUGAGACUCUAGUAGACAGAGAGACAGUAAAAAUACUUACACCCUGCUGGAGGUACUAUUAAUUAACAGUGGCGUUGAAACUAGGCAGGCUAACGAGCUUUAACCAUAUGACACAACUAGGGGGCGCUGGACGUGAGAGUUCUCGCUACCUGUUACUAUGCUCUAGAAGAGUGUGUCUCGAUGAUGUUUUGCUUUUUUUUUGUUUCGUUUCUUUAAUCUUUUGCUUUGCCCACACAAUAACAUUCCAUUUAGAGAUAUUGCACUUAAAUAUUACUAGUGUAUCUGAUUUCAUGCGUUGAAAAUGGUCUGACAAACAUUUGGCUUCUGUGUCCCCAUUGUAACCACCUUCUCACUGUGCUGUUGUCCAUCUUGUAAAACAGGGUUUAGGGCGUCUUUCAGUGUCCUAGAUUAAUAUUUAUUUAUUAGUAUAUCAAUGACGGACAUCCAACAGUAGAUAAAGAUUGACUACUACCCAAGGUCAUAUCCAUAUUAAUAAUGUAUGAAUCCAUGAGUCCCUGUAGCAUAUUUAUUGACAAUAAUCCAAAUUUCAGCAGUAUGUUCAUCUUUUUUGUUGUUUCUGGUUGCUUUUUAUUAAUUAUAGUGGACUGUUGUUUCCUGAUAAACUUUGAAUUUAUGUGGUGUCGGUUGUAUCAUUUGUGUUUUUUCUUAUUGUUUUUUUCCUUUUGUCUUGAGUUUUAUCUGAAAGCAGAGUUCUCUGAUUUGUGACUAGAAGCUGCCAUAGAGCAGAUAAUCAAUUAAACAACUUGUUUUUCUUUUCGCUAAAAAAAGUGUCGUAAAAGUGUCUGAGGCAGAAAGGCUUGAUUUCUUGUAAGUUUCGUUCUCUUUUGCUUUUUGGGUAGAAAGAGGCUUUUCAUCUUUUACUUUCGGUGGAAGAGAUUUUUAAAAAAAUCAGUGUAAUCAUUGCUGCUUGAGAGAUAGAUUUUUAGUACUGUAAAUCAAGCUAACUGUGUCACAAAUGUGAGUUUUUAGAAGACUGCUUAUAGAGCUGGACUAAUAUUUAGUCAUAUAUUAAAAGGUAUAUGCCAGAGUAGCUCCACAACUACCAAACAAUAGUCAAUGAUACAUCAGUUGGAAUUCUUUGUUUUUUUUUUACCAUUGCAUCAUAGUCUUUUGGUACUCAGCAUCUGCAGAUCAUGGUUUUUUUCAGCUACAGUGGUGUUUGCACUGAGAUUUUGGCUAGGGUGUAAUACUACGCAGAAAAAGGGGCAAAUGUUUCCUAGUAUGCAUGUUACUAAUUUAUUAAAUGAAACGGCAAGUGGAGAGUCGCUACAUUUAAACAGUUCCUAUCAGCAGUCCACUUUGGGAGACCGUUACGGCAUAUUUGGGUGGAAACGAAUGGCAACCCGGCAAACUCGGAUGUACGUAUUUCUCAUAAAGUGCAGCGUCAGAUUGUUAUUUUUGUGGAAUCCACUGUUGUACAGUGUGGAAAAGCAUGAUAGCAAGAAACAUGACACCAAUCAUAUCUGUGAAACAGGCUCUUUUAACCAAUAAAGAUUUUUUUUCCAUCUGUU
This is a messenger RNA of Paramormyrops kingsleyae, 2960 nucleotides long. It is a transcript of the gene gja1b, whose product is annotated as gap junction protein alpha 1b. Gene Ontology annotation, molecular function: gap junction channel activity. Gene Ontology annotation, biological process: cell-cell signaling; heart development; cell communication by electrical coupling. NCBI's taxonomy places the organism in Eukaryota, Metazoa, Chordata, Actinopteri, Osteoglossiformes, Mormyridae. The record is from RefSeq and is a predicted model, not a curated record. Gene Ontology annotation, cellular component: connexin complex.